Colias croceus (clouded yellow) is the source of this 936-nucleotide messenger RNA. RefSeq names its product S-methyl-5'-thioadenosine phosphorylase. Gene Ontology annotation, biological process: nucleoside metabolic process. NCBI's taxonomy places the organism in Eukaryota, Metazoa, Arthropoda, Insecta, Lepidoptera, Pieridae. The coding region runs from base 1 to 840 and encodes 279 amino acids. Gene Ontology annotation, molecular function: S-methyl-5-thioadenosine phosphorylase activity. The transcript is spliced from 8 exons. Gene Ontology annotation, cellular component: cytosol. The record is from RefSeq and is a predicted model, not a curated record.
AUGGGAGAUACAACUAAAAUUAAGAUUGGUAUCAUCGGAGGAUCCGGUUUCGAUGACCCAGGCUUGUUCGAGAACCCUGUAGAACGCGCCGUUACGACGCCGUUCGGAAACCCAUCUGAUGUUCUGCUUGAAGGUUUUAUUAUGGGGGUGCCGUGUGUUAUACUCGCACGACAUGGCAGGAAACAUCAGUAUCAACCCAGUGACGUCAAUUACCGUGCGAAUAUAUGGGCGCUAAAGGAAGUUGGGUGCACGCAUGUGCUCGCCGCUACGGCUACGGGCAGCCUUGACGAGAAAUACGAACCGGGCAGUCUGGUUAUUAUCGACGAUUUUAUUGAUAGAACAUGGGGUCGUAAAUGCACGUUCUACGACCGCACUGAAGGGGGUCCAAAAGGCGUAUGUCACUUGCCGAUGUUUCCCGCGUUUUGUGCGUCGGCUCGUGACGCGCUGUUAAGUGCCGCGAAAGCAAGAGGUUAUGCUUGCCAUCAUAGUGGUACCGUUGUUACUAUACAGGGGCCUAGGUAUUCCAGUCGAGCAGAAAGCUUAAUGCAUCGCCAGUGGGGCGGUCAUCUUGUUAAUAUGACUACAGUACCAGAGGUGGUUUUAGCGAAGGAAGCAGGGCUGAGCUAUGCAGCCUUAGCCCUUGUCACUGAUUACGAUUGUUGGAGAGAAAAUGAAAAAUCGGUAUGUGUAAACGAUGUUCUUGGAGCAUUUGCGAAAAAUGUGAAAAAGGCAUCCGAUGUUAUCGUCGACGCUGUUCAGAUUUUGGCCGCUAAAAAUGAUCAUGCCUAUUUGGAAGCUCAUAAGGAACUGGUUUCAUCCAACAUCAUGCUAAAGGAAUAAUCGAAGCAUUUCAUUAUUAUAUAAGUGAAUCUUAUAUACUUACUUUUAUUGUAUUUAAAUUCUGUAAAGAAAUAAAACAAUACAUUUUGCAUGUAA